Fulvia fulva is the source of this 696-nucleotide messenger RNA. RefSeq lists its product as uncharacterized. The coding region runs from base 1 to 696 and encodes 231 amino acids. Lineage: Eukaryota; Fungi; Ascomycota; Dothideomycetes; Mycosphaerellales; Mycosphaerellaceae. The transcript has 3 exons. The record is from RefSeq and is a predicted model, not a curated record.
AUGGCGACAAGUACACAAGAUCCAGUACUCGAGCACCUUGGUGCGAUCACACUCGAACUACCACUGGCUCUUGUUCAGCUCGAGGGCGGCGACAUGGUCAUCCAUCUGUCGCACGAGCCCGAGGACGUUCUGGUCGUGCACAGCAAGGUCCUUGCCGCGGCCUCGCAGCGGUUGAGGUCGCGCUUUAGCAAGGACUGGCAGAAAGCCAAGGUGGCCACGACCGUCACCACGAACGCCGGGACCAAUCUGCCCAUCUACACAUACCGACUGCUCUACGACGACGCGGCUUUCACGAUUUCGGACGAGGACAAAUCGAUGGAGUGGCCCACAGAGGAAACGUCUCGCGACGACCGGGGUAUCAUUUCGACCGAACCGAUCUACAUAAAUACUUUCUGCCACUCGAGCCUUGCCAGCGGGGUCCCCACGUUGAAUGAGCGCCGGACUGAUCGCAGCGAAGGCUGGUGUCGCACGGUCAAGGGGGUUACCACUUCCGUCGAGCGCGAGAAUUCAAUACGCGCACACAAGAUCGCAUUCGCGCUCCUGCAUCAAAUGGUGGUUGACUUGAGCGACAGUCCCAUAGGGACCGUCGUGGUGGACGUGGCCAAUGUCAUCGCUCUGGCCGAGUACUACGACUUCCUGCCCUGCAUCGCAUCAGCGAUCGAGGUGCUGCUUUCAGAGCAUCCCAAGAUGUGGUAA